UCUCUAUUAAAUCAACAAAGCUACAAUCCCCACAAGCUAACUGGUGUAGAUGUACUUCACCAACGUGGCAUCACUGGUCAGAAUAUCACCAUCGCCAUCAUCGACACUGGUAUCAACUACAACUUGCCUUCUCUUGGUGGUGGGAUCGGCCCAGGCUUCAAAGUGGAAUUUGGUCGUAACUACGUUGAAGGCGCUCUUGAUCCAAAUGACCCAAUCGAUUGUGAAGGCCAUGGAACAUUUAUAUCCAGUGUCAUUGCUGGCCAAACAAAAGACUUUGUCGGUGUAGCUCCCAAUGCAAAACUAAGAGUCUACAAAGUAUCCGAUUGCAAUAAUCAAGCUUCAACUCAAACUAUCAUCAAAGCUCUCACUGAUGCAGCUAAUGAUAAUCCUGACAUAAUCUCUUUAUCUUUGGGUUCUUAUGAUGGCUUUUCUGAUAGUCCAAUCUCUUUAUUAGCAUCAAAUAUAGCUCAAUCUAUUCCCAUCGUCUUAUCUGCCGGUAAUUCCGGUGAUCUAGGUAAUUUCUAUUCCACUGCUUUCGCUUCAAAUAAGGAUAUUAUCUCUGUUGGCUCAACUAAUCCAAUUCAAUACAUAUCAUGGCCUGCUAAAUUAAUCUCCUCAAAUAAUCAAGUCUUGGAUUUUAACUAUUUCUCCAAAAAUGAUACCCAACUAAAUUUAUCUGGUACCUUCCCAAUUUAUUAUUCUUCCCAAAAUAUUUGUAAUUUAAAUCUUAAUCAAUUUUCUUUUCAAAAUUCCUUUAUUUUUUCAAAUUUAAAUGAUCUCUCUCUUGAUCCCAACAACAUUAAUUGCAAUCUAAACAACUUGCAAGAUAAAUUCAUUUUCUUAUCCUCUCAAAACCCUCAAUAUUAUAAUUUCUCUCAAAACCCUUUUUCUCUACCUUCCUCCUCCAAUGUUAUAACUUUUCAUGACUCAGUCAAUUCUUGGAUUCAAAAACAAUUGUCUCUAGGCAAUUCAAUCUCUCUAAAAUUAUCUUCUUCUGAUAAAAUGACUCCCUUCCCUCUACAAUCUCUCGGUGCUGGUAAAAUGAGUUCUUUCUCCUCCUGGGGUCCGACUUUUCAAAAUGAUUUUUAUCCAAUUAUUUCAGCUCCUGGUGCUGACAUAUUUGGUCAAAACCUUUAUAAUUUAGAAUCAAGAAAUGGAACUUCUUUAUCUGCCCCAUACAUCACUGGUGUCAUUGCUCUUUAUAAAUCACUAUAUCCAAAUUCAUCGCCACAAACAAUCAGAAAUAAAUUGAUAUCAACUGCCUCAACUUUAUCUCUUUUUAAUGAAUUUGGUAAAUCUGAUUCAAAUUUAAAUGCUCCUUUAAAUCAACAAGGUUCAGGCUUAGUUAAUGCCAUUAAUUUUGUAGAUUAUUCUACAAGUAUUUUAUCUGACCCCCUAUUAGUGCUUAAUGAUACAGAUCAUAGAAUCUCAAAUCAUAUCAUUACAAUUUACAAUGGUGGUUGUGAAGAUGUUACCUAUCUUGUUUCUCAUGAAAGCGCUGCAACUGUUAAAGCAAGAGAUGAAAAUUGGAUUCCAUCAUCUUAUUUUCCUGACUACGAUUACUCACAGGCAAUAAUUAACUAUUCAAAAACUUGCUUUACUUUAAAACCGGGCGAAUUAACUGACAUUACUGUCGAUAUAUCUCCUCCAAUAACUUAUUCAUUUUCCGAUGGCUAUUUAUUUUCCGGAAAAAUCGUCAUUACAGGCUCCAAUGAUGAAAUCUUAAAAAUUCCUUAUAUGGGCGUUGAACUUUCAACCAAUGAUUGGUCUGGCCUAGAAGCUUAUUGUAUUGCAGAUAAUAAUGGCACUUUAAUUGAUUUAUCUGAAAAUGACCGUAUCUUUGACAUCCAAAAUCGUGACACUUUUUCAAUAUACUAUAGAAUUCUCUAUGGAUCUCCAAAAUUUGCUUUCGAUUUAGUUUCAAAUGAUUACACUUUACAAGAUUUCACAUAUCCUCCAAGUGAUAACCCCAAAUGGAUAUCAUCUUUAGAACUUUUUGAUGGCUUAAGUAACUAUUCCAUUUUUUCACAGUCAAGUCCUUCUAGAUUUAAUGAUUUUGUUUACGGUGAUGUUUCAGGUUUAAAUAAUAUUCCAAAUUUCCCAGCUGGUAAAUAUCAAAUUUUGCUAAGAUCUUUAAAGGCUUUUGGUAACCAAGACAAUAUCAAUGACUGGGAUCUAUUCUUA
This is a messenger RNA of Ascoidea rubescens DSM 1968, 2184 nucleotides long. RefSeq names its product subtilisin-like protein. Gene Ontology annotation, cellular component: cell wall; membrane. The record is from RefSeq and is a predicted model, not a curated record. The transcript has a single exon. Gene Ontology annotation, molecular function: serine-type endopeptidase activity. The annotation marks the transcript as partial. NCBI's taxonomy places the organism in Eukaryota, Fungi, Ascomycota, Saccharomycetes, Ascoideales, Ascoideaceae. Gene Ontology annotation, biological process: proteolysis.